Messenger RNA from Eurytemora carolleeae, 2060 nucleotides. It is a transcript of the gene Nulp1, whose product is annotated as transcription factor 25. The transcript is spliced from 15 exons. Gene Ontology annotation, cellular component: RQC complex. NCBI's taxonomy places the organism in Eukaryota, Metazoa, Arthropoda, Copepoda, Calanoida, Temoridae. Bases 7 to 1887 code for a protein of 626 amino acids. The record is from RefSeq and is a predicted model, not a curated record.
AUAAAAAUGUCGAGUCGAGCGCUUCGGAAGAUGCGGAAUGAGGACGACCUCCCCUCCCCGGAGGAAGAGGACGAGGUUGCUUCACCAGCUCGUAAACCCACCGGAGCAAACGCAUUCUCUUUGCUGUUGAAUGCGUCAUGCUCAGAGUCCGAGGACAAGGACGAGGACCCCGAGGACAUCGUCCCAUCCCAACCCUCGACUGCCGAGACAAAAAAGAAGAAAAAAAGAAAAAAGAAAACUGGGAAAAGAGCCGUAGUUCAAAGUAGCGAAGAUAACCUUGACCUGGAUGAGGUCGAGGCCAGCUUGAAGUGGGUGGAGAACACCCUCGGCCCCGCCCCUGCCGUCCAGGCACCCAAGGUUCUCCCCGCCCACCCUCUCAAGGAGGUGCUGGGUAUAGAAAACAAACAUCUUAACCCGGAGAAUGAAAUGAAAAAGAUCUUUGGUUCAAGAGUUGUUCAGACAGAGAAUAGGAGAAAACAACGAGGACGGGUUCAGCUCCGUGGAUCUGUUCUUAUCACACCUAAACCAGCCUGGCCCAGUGCUAACAGAUCUGGCUUAUCAAUGAGAAUUGUUGAAAGUGAGAAGGACGGACAAUGGUUUACUUGGGAUCAUUCCCCACAGUAUCAGAGUGUACAGCUGGAUUUCCUGUCUGCUGUGGAAAGUAUGAAUCCGGACAGAAUUAUGAAAAUUUUAAACAAUCAUCCAAUGCAUAUAGACAGUAUGCUACAGAUGGCCGAAAUUUGUAAAAUGGGCGAGGAUUCAGCUAUGGCCGCCGAACUUGUAGAAAGAACUCUUUACGCUCUUGAGUCUUCUUUUCAUCCCUGUUUUAACCUGGCCGCGGGGUCAUCUCAUCUAGAUUACAGGAGACAGGAAAACCGGUCUUUUUUCAUUGCUCUUUUCCGCCAUAUUAGCUACGUAUCUUCUAGAGCUUGCUAUAGGACUGCUUUAGAGUUAACUAAGAUACUACUAAUCUUGGAUCCUGAUGAGGACCCCCUAGCUGCUAUAUUGAUGGUGGAUUUCUAUGCUCUCCGAGCCCGUGAAUAUAAAUGGUUGGUCGAGCUUCAUAAAGUCUGGGAUAGAACAAGAAACCUCUCUCAGUUGCCAAAUAUUUCGUACAGUCUGGCCUUGGCAACUUUUCAUCUGUCUUUAUCUGACCCUGGUUUGACCGGGUCAGCUGAUCAAUAUCUUCAGGAGGCACUCGUUCAUUUCCCAGAGGUUCUCCUCCCACUUCUAGAUAAGUGCAGUAUAGACCCGGAUAGCCGUGUGUCAACCCAUCCUUACUUCCUGGAUACCCGGUGCACCAAACCUGCCCUUGCUACACUUACUACACUAUACGUGGAGAGAACACAUCAUUGCUGGAAGGAACCAGAGGUUCUUCCUUGGCUGGAGAGAAAUUGUUCGUCUGUUCUUCAAAUUAUUAAUGCGAAGGGAGAAAAUGUAUUGAAAAGUAUAGAAUAUAGAAAAACGAGAUAUCAAGGACUGCCUAGAAAUAUUCACAGACACGUCCUAAUAUCUGAGAUAAGCUCUGUGAUCUCUCAGUUACCUGUGGAUAGUUCCAGGGCAGCUACUGUAUCCUGGGACCCCUUGCCCCCUCAGGACUCAAUAAAUACAUACCUAGCCCCACCUAGGAAUCCUACUGUUCUAGAUGAUCCAAGUUCUUUGAGUCUUUUCUUCCGUUCGAUCCUUCCAAACUUCAAUCCUGCUGACCCCUUGCCUCCUGCAGGGGCCGAGGGAGGUCAUGAGGGGGCCAGGGACCUCCGACACUCCGUCAACAACCUCCUGGCGGCCAUGAGGGAUCUGUUGGGUAAUAUCGAGGUUCCUGAUGUACCUUUAGAGGCUGGGGAUGAGGCUAGUGAAGAUGAAGGUCAACCCGGAGAAUGGGAUUAACUUGCGCUCAGUGAUACCAAGAAGAUUCUGAAGAAUAUUUAUUAUAUCCUAUAUUUCUCCAGACAAAGGAAAUCUAAGGUCGGAACUUUUGAAACAGAUAAACUUAAGCCGGAGAGGUAGUACACAGGAGAAAUAGUUGAACCAGCUGGUACUACUUGUAAUGUUAAUUAGUU